Molecule: messenger RNA, 888 nt
Organism: Drosophila takahashii
Lineage: Eukaryota; Metazoa; Arthropoda; Insecta; Diptera; Drosophilidae
Gene: CAH14
Product: Carbonic anhydrase 14
Biological process (GO): one-carbon metabolic process
Molecular function (GO): zinc ion binding; carbonate dehydratase activity
Source: RefSeq, a predicted model, not a curated record
AUGUUUCCCCCGAUGAUUGACUACUUUUGGCUGAAGUUCAUCAACUGUUUCGGCCUGGUUAUGAAAUUGGCGGAGGAUUCGCGGGUAAUCAUGAUGAUGGUGAGCUGCACAAUGGCGGUGGCUUUCAUACUGAACCUUCUUUCGGGGAGAACUAUCCUGAGGAACGUGGUUAAUUCGCUGGCUAACCGGAGGCUAAAAUCCAGACUAGAUCGCAGGCCUUCGCCUAUUAAUAUUGUGGAGAGCGAGGUGAUUAAAAACCAGUUAAAAUCUCCUUUAAAUUGGACGCACUACGAGGAUCUUCCAAUGGCUACCGUUCUGGAGAAUAAUGGAAGUACGGUGAUCCUGCGGAUUUACACCCCCAUCAACUUUUUACCCCACCUGAACGGAGCUGAUUUAACCGGAAAAUAUCACUUUGUGGAGGCGAUCUUCAAGUGGGGCACCCUGCAGUCCGAGCAUUCGAUUGGAAGGAAACACUUCUGUCUGGAGAUGCAGGCACUGCAUCGAUGUGUUCAGGAAAAAGGAGCCUCCGAAUACCUCACUUUGUCCUAUUUAUUUACAGUGACCCCUGUGAAGAAUGAACCCCUUAAGAAUAUCUGCGACAAUCUCAAGUGGAUCCUGCACCCAGGAUCUUCGAUUGAACUGCCGCCCUUUGAACUGAAAUCAUUAAUCCCACCAUUCAGCAGAGGUCACUACACCUAUCAUGGAACCUACGAUAACGGGGAGGUGAUGCUGCCCACCACCUGGCUUAUCAAUCCGGUGAUUUCUCAAGUUAGCUCGCAUCAGUUGGCCCAGUUUUCGGCACUUUAUCGAAAAGAUGGCAGCAGGAACUCCAGCAAUUCCCGACAGGAACAACCGCUGGGCAGUCGUAAUGUGUACUUUAAUUAUUAA